Molecule: messenger RNA, 3703 nt
Organism: Belonocnema kinseyi
Lineage: Eukaryota; Metazoa; Arthropoda; Insecta; Hymenoptera; Cynipidae
Exons: 10
Coding region: 1-2910 (969 amino acids)
Biological process (GO): protein ubiquitination
Cellular component (GO): Cul4-RING E3 ubiquitin ligase complex
Source: RefSeq, a predicted model, not a curated record
AUGGCGGACGCAUGGUCUUCCGACACUACCUCAGAUUAUUGCAAUGAAUGUUUUUCUGAUAUUUCAUCGGAAAAAUCCCUGGAAUACGUUAUAGUUGGCCAAAAACCAAGUGCAACACAUCGUAAGAGUAAAAGGAAUUUCCUGCAAAAGUUAUUUACGAGAGAGAUCAGAGGAUCUUUUUCGGUUCACAAUAAUGCUCCAGAGGAAAGACUGUUUUCGUCGAUUCCUUCAUGGCGACACUUGCCUCUUGUCCAUGCAGUUCCGAAAUCAGCUCUAGAAGCAGGGCACGUUAUUAUGGGCUUGACGCAAUGUGGGCAAUUUUUAUUAACCUACACAUACAAUGUUGAGCUGAGUGGUACCAAUACAAUUUAUAAAUAUUUGCUGCACUGGUGGGCAUUUACGCCGAACCGGGUGGCUCGUAAAGUUGCGGAAGUUACUCUUUUCGGCAACUUUACAAUCUACAGAGAACUUAGUAUAAUUAUAGCUCAAUGGCCAAUGGAAAGGAACAAGCUCGUCAUACACGGUCUUUGUUCCCACUGGCUCAAUCUGCAAAGAAUGGACAGGGCAUACUUAACGAUUACCACUGUUCCAUCCUUAGAUAACUGUAGAGAAUGUUUAAAAGUCGCGGCCUCUUACGAAGAAGAAGGCGAAGAUCUGGCAGCAAAUUGGGACAGUUGUGUCCGCUGCAACUGUCUCCAACACGGAUUGACAGCGCACACCACCUACGAGAUACUCUCUCCCUACCCUAGAUUCCGAGCUGUUGUAUGUCUAAACUACUCCAACCACGUAGUCGUGAAUACCGGAAACUUUCUGCACGUCCUUAGAGUGGAUCUGAACAACAAGAACAGAAACCAGAAAAGCAACGACAGACAAGAACCUGGCAUCUCGGACAUGGUGCCCCUGGAUGUGAGUGACGUCGAAGAGUCCGAUGACCUUCGACCCGAUCUUCGUUACGACACAUCUUAUGAUAAAGGAGGCACCCCUGAAAGCGUAGUGGACCAAUCUCCCAAGUGCGAAUCAAUCGUUGACUACGAUUUCUGCGACGAGCUCAACAAAUCCGAAGAUUCCGCUGGGCGCGAGUUACCGGUGAAUACCUCUAGCACGAAUCAAAGCGACUACGUCUGUGAUAUUAAUAAAUCUAGUAAUAGUAUAAACCAUAGGGUAUGUGAGUGUUUGGAGAGCGUCGAAAGUGAGUGCGAAUGCGGAAGUUCAAGUUCCGCACCUAGAAUCGAGCAGGCUUCCUCUGUCAGAGACAAAAUCCUGCAAGACUUUUGUGAGGACAUGUCCCAGGAGUUGAACAUUGGCAGUGACCUAAUCACUCUCGUGAAACAUCCCUCGUGUUCGCCUCGAUCGACUCCCCAGAGACUUCCAGCGGAUUUCAAACAUAUCUGGAGCUCUCCAAUUCCCAACCCACCUUCUGAUAUUUUGCGAACGCGAAAUUCGGUCUCUAGUCAUAAGAGUUUACGAUACCAGGAAGCAAAAUCCCCACAACCCGGAGUCUCCCAGGACGUGUCGAGUAUCUGUAUCACUUCUAUAAACUCUCCGCUUCAUACUUUGUCAAUAAGUCCGUCGCCUUCAUGUUCGCCAAGAUUGAUGUCACCACCGGUCACUAGGUCUUUUCGACAUCUGAGUCCAAGAAAAAGGUCUAGUUUGCAGUCUCCACCACCUCCGACUCAGCCGAGAACUAGAGCCACGCAUAAGUUAACUUUGGAAGCUGAGAAGGCUUAUGAGUUCACGGAUGAGGCUCAAGAGACGUGUGAGAAAUUAAGUUCCUUCAGGAAGCGCCGAUUGGCUGAUAAAAAGUAUGAGUUCUGUGAUGAAGCUGAAGAUGCGGAGAACAUAGUUCCUUUUAAGCAUAUCAGAGAUCAGACGAAGCAUCCUGACUGCUCUGUUUAUCAACUGACAUCGCCAGCUGGAUCUCCUGUCGUGCCAAUUGGAAGGCACAAUCGGGUGGAUUCCGACCAUAGUGAGACUGAUGAAAUAAACUCUGCUCAAGACAUCACGAUGUUUAAUGAUCUGCAGAAUUUUGAUUCUGUUGAGAAAAACGUGCUUCGACCUCUCAAUCAAAACCAGUUGUCUAAUGGAAGUUUAGCCCGCGAUAGAUCAAAUAAAAAUUGUUUGAUCUCCUCAUCAUUUGUUCCUAAAGGCAUUGCACAAAAUCCUGUUAUAAAAUGCACUACACGUUUCAAGCGAAACUAUAUAGAGUUGGACGAUGAAAUGAUAUCUGUGAUCACAGAUGUUGAAGACGAAGAAACGGGAGGAUAUGUCAGUUAUCAGUGUGUUUUACCCAUGAAUGUUCAUGGAUCUGGAUAUGCCCAGAUGAACAUGAUAAGCAAUAGUAAAGCGGAAAAGAUGAUGAUACCGUGUGUCUCGGUAAACCAGUUAAGUUUCGAUAUUGAAACUUUCUCACACCACGUCGCAGACUGGAUUUGUAAAAUCUUUAAAAAAAAGUAUUGGUACUGUAGUGAUUACGAUAUAGAAAUAAUUAACAUAUGUGCCCUGACGGGAGAUAUUAUCUGUUUGCUCAUAAUGAAGAUUCAAGCCAGUGAAAAUUGUAGCCAAGGACAAAGUUCACAGGAAAGAAAACAAUACGAAGCCUGUUGCAAAUUUACAUGGAAUAUAGACACAAGUUUAUAUAGAGUGACCCACGUUUUGCCCAUGAUAGAAGUGAUACCAGAUUGGAUUAAGCCAAAUUCCGUGAAAUCGCCGAAUGGUCGAAAUCCUAUCUGGAAUCCCACCAGGCGAUUAGCCCCAAAAUUGCGGGAGAGCAAUCAGCAGCCUUAUGCUCGCACUGUACGUUUCCUUCACAACGAAAUGACCCUGGCAGGUGAAUCAAUCAGCAGAUUACAAGAUCUGGACAAUCUUGUUGAAUUCUACAUAACACCAGUUUUCUCCAGUGGUAGUCUCUAGACUAAAAACACAUUGCGCCGAAGCCUGAUUAUUUAUUCUAACCGAAUUCCUCUUUGCGCCGAAGCCCAAGUAGGUUUAAGUAAAGAUCAACGACGUAAAUCGUAAAAAUAAUAAUAAGUUAUUAAUUUAUAAGUGGAAAUCGCGUUUAUUGUUAGGUGAAAAGAACAUAUUCAUCGAAUAAGUGCGCAGAAAGUGCAUAAUGUGUUUAAUUGUAUGUAUAUUUUAAAGUAUUACUUAUUGCAAUUGUAAAUAAUAAUGACGACAGUCAUUUUACAUAAGUUUUAAUGUUAAACUUUUCUUUGAUGGUAUCUUUAGAUGCGUUAUAUAGAAAGGAAUUUUAGAUUUUACUGAAAACUAUAUUUUAUGCAGACUAGCCUUGUAUCCCUUUUGUGCAGUACAAAUCAACUGCAGAUAGACAAACUCUACUGUAGAUAAGUUAAUACAUCAUCUUUACAGUUAGAUGAGUUUUUUUUUUAGAUAAAUUCAUAAAUUGAUUGUCGAUUGUUUCCUUUUGGAACGCUGUUGUCAAACUAUAACGAAAAAUCAUCAACCGAAAAUGAUUUUGGUCCCGAAACGAAGCAUAGCUAAUGUCUGCGAAAUGACUUUUACUUUUGACUGACUUAGUACUCAUACUAAGAGCUUAUUUUAAUUUUUGUAAAUCUAUGUUCAAGAUUACUCCACUAGGUCUUUUUUAUUUUUUUACUAAUCGAAUUAUCACAGAGAGGCAUACUACUUUGUAAUUAAUGUAUGCGGCUGUUGUGUAUCUAUGAAUAAAAUUUGCAGUUGUAAAUUA